CGAAACCCACAACAGUAAAAUCAGUCUGUAUAUGCAGUAAAGCAUGCUUGUUAUACUCACUGUGGAACCUAAGGGGUUAAUUCUUCGCAUUGUGUAAAAAGGCUGUUUGUUCCUCUCUUCUUGUCUCCUAAAUAUCUCCUGAUAGAAAAGAGGCUUGGGGGCAAGCUGCACAUGUUCAGUUUUGUGUGUAUUGCUAGAGAGUUUUUUUUUUUCCUUGAGAGUGCAUGUGAUCAGCACAGGGCCAAUCAGCACUGUCUAGACAGAGGUCAGGGGUCCUGCAGCCUCCUACAGGAG
Molecule: messenger RNA, 294 nt
Organism: Staurois parvus
Lineage: Eukaryota; Metazoa; Chordata; Amphibia; Anura; Ranidae
Source: the annotation of a GenBank genome assembly